GGACUUCCCACUCACUUUCUUUCUAUAUGCAGCUUCUGCAGAAUAUGCAUGUUUUUUUACCUUGAAUUCAUCAAGAUCGCUUACAAGUCACAAGUAAGAAAACGCAUGAUUUUUCACUGGUUUUGACCUUGAAGAGCUAUGAUACUUUACAUGCCCUUGUUCAGACGAUGCGCCACCUCAACAACACUCACCCAACUCCAUGCCCAUCUCUUCAUCACCGGCCUCCAUAGACACCCGCCUGCAUCCACCAAACUCAUUGAGUCCUAUGCCCAAAUGGGCAUUUUUGAAUCUUCCAAACGUGUCUUUGAUACCUUCCCUAAACCCGAUUCCUUCAUGUGGGGUGUUCUGAUCAAGUGCUAUGUGUGGGGUGGAUUCUUUGAAGAAGCCGUUUCACUUUACCAUGAAAUGGUGUACCAGGACCAGACCCAGAUCAGUAACUUUGUGUUUCCAUCAGUUUUGAAGGCGUGUUCCGGUUUUGGUGAUCUGGGUGUUGGUGGGAAGGUUCAUGGGAGAGUAAUCAAAUGUGGGUUUGAGUCUGAUGCUGUUGUUGAGACCUCGUUGCUUUGUAUGUAUGGAGAAAUGAGCUUUUUAGAUGACGCUUGUAAGGUAUUCGAUACAAUGCCAAUAAGAGAUGUGGUGGCAUGGAGUUCCAUUGUUCUGAACUUUGUUCAGAAUGGACAAGCAAGUGAAGGGUUGGAUAUGUUUUCUCAGAUGAUCUCAGAAGCUGUUGAACCUGAUUCCGUGACUAUGCUUAGUGUAACUGAGGCCUGUUCUGAGUUGGGUUCUCUAAGACUAGGGAGGUCUGUUCAUGGCUAUGUUGUGAGGAGGGAGAUUGAGAGUAAUGCUUCACUGAACAAUUCUCUUAUUGUAAUGUAUGGUAAAUUGGGUGACUUGUAUAGUGCAGAAAGGCUCUUUGAGAAUGUUCCUUGUCGGAUGACCGCUCCAUGGACACCAAUGAUUUCCUGCUACAAUCAAAGUGGAUGUUUCCAAGAAGCCCUGAACGUUUUCGCUAAGAUGCAGGAGUUUAAAAUGGAACCCAAUCAAGUAACCAUGGUGGGUGUUCUGUGUGCUUGUGCUAGGUUAGGCAGGGUGAAGGAAGGGAAGUCAGUUCAUGGCUUUGUCAUCAGAAGAGCUAUGGACCCAGAGUUAGAUUUUCUGGGGCCAGCAUUAAUGGAGUUGUAUGCUGAUACUGGAAACUUAAGGAAUUGCCAUAAGGUUUUUGAAACUAUUGAAGAGAAAACUAUCCUCUCAUGGAACACACUCAUAUCGAUUUUCACCCGGAAUGGGCAACCAGAGGAGGCCUUACUUCUCUUUGUGCAAAUGCAGACACAGGGACUAAUGCCAGACUCAUAUAGCCUGGCAAGUUCUCUCUCAGCCUGUGGAACUAUCAGUUUUUCACAGCUUGGAGCUCAGAUCCAUGGUUAUAUCAUCAAAACAGGCAACUUCAAUGACUUUGUCCAGAAUGCCCUGAUUGAUAUGUACGCCAAGUGUGGGUUUAUGCAUUCAGCAAACAAGAUGUUUGAGAAGAUCAAGGAGAAGAGUCUGGUAACAUGGAAUUCUAUGAUUUGCGGUUUCUCUCAGAACGGUUAUUCAGUAGAAGCAAUCACUCUCUUUGAUCAAAUGUACAUGAACUGUGUCAAGAUGGAUAAACUAACCUUCUUGAGUGUAAUUCAAGCUUGUUCCCAUCUGGGUUACUUAGAAAAGGGAAAAUGGGUUCACCACAAGCUCAUCACGUAUGGUUUAAGGAAGGACUCUUACCUUGAUACUGCACUGACUGACAUGUAUUCCAAGUGUGGAGAGCUUCAGAUGGCCCAUGGAGUUUUCGACCGCAUGUCAGAACGAAGCAUAGUUUCAUGGAGUGUUAUGAUAGCUGGUUAUGGGAUGCACGGUCAGAUUAAUGCCACCAUCUCACUCUUCAAUCAAAUGUUGGGGUCGGGAAUAAAGCCAAAUGAUAUUACUUUCAUGCAUAUCCUAUCAGCUUGUAGUCAUGCAGGAGCAGUAGAAGAAGGGAAGCUAUAUUUUAACUCCAUGAGUGAGUUUGGCGUUGAGCCCAAACAUGAUCAUUUUGCUUGCAUGGUUGACCUUCUGAGCCGAGCUGGUGAUCUGAAUGGAGCAUAUCAAAUCAUUACUUCAUUGCCAUUCCCUGCAAAUUCCAGCAUCUGGGGCGCUUUGCUUAAUGGGUGUCGAAUCCACAAGAGGAUGGACAUCAUCAAAAGCAUUGAAAAAAAUCUGUUAGAUGUAGAUACAGCCGAUACGGGAUAUUAUACAUUACUAUCUAAUAUAUAUGCAGAGGAAGGAACCUGGGAUAAAUUUGGGAAGGUGAGAUCCAUGAUGAAGAGUAAGGGUCUAAGGAAAGUCCCUGGCUACAGCACAAUAGAGAUUGAAAAGAAAAUUUAUAGGUUUGGACCAGGCGAUACAUCUCAUUCACAAACAAAGGACGUAUACAGAUUCUUGGAAAAAUUUCGGAGUUUGGUUCAUUCUCAAGUUUAUGAUUCAGAACCUGAUAAUUCUAUUGUUGGCACUAGUAAAUUCAACAAAGAAAAUAAUGUUAUGAGUCACAGUGAGAAGUUAGCAAUUGCCUUCGGAAUAAUCAACACCAGGCCAGGAACAACACUACGCAUUUCUAAGAACCUUCGUGUUUGUAGAGAUUGCCAUUCCUUUGCAAAGAUUGCGUCUAAAAUCACAGGCAGAGAGAUCAUCAUGAGAGAUUUGAAUCGGUUUCAUUGUUUCAGGAAUGGGAGUUGCUCUUGUAAUGAUUAUUGGUGAUAGGUCAGUUUACACCAGCAAAACCACCAGGACAGAAAACCUAGUGGGCUAAUCUCAUGAACAUUGUAUUAAAGAAGAUAUCACUCGUGAUCCAAAGGGAUUUGGAGUCGGUAACCUUGUAUUGAAAGCUUCCCUCUUGCACUGCAAUGAUACACCAUGGUUCUUCAUCGUAGUCAGGUUUGAAGAUGCAUGAGAACUUCAAACCAUUAUAUUCAGGAAGAUGAUUCAGUGAGUUUGCUGCCAGGAAUCUUCACAUCAAAAUUUUACUGCAACUCUGCCAUUAAAAAAUCCAGAGCAGUUCGAACCACAUUCUCCCAGCUAUGCUCAAACCGUUUCAACAGGACCUCAGGACCAGUCCAACACAAGUUCAUACAUAGCCAGACCCAGAAAAGUAUUUGAUUGAGUGUUCUCUAAGUACCUCACUGACUCCAGAAUUCAUGCAUGAUGAGGAAUAGGAUGGGGCAAGAGAUGUUACUUCCUGUGGAGAAAAAUCAUUUACCAAGAUCCAUAUCGAAUAGGUUAAGAGAUACCCUGACUCCUGGACUCCAGAAUUCAUGCGUGGUGAAGUGCAUAACUAAGGAUGAGAUGCCACUAUCAAUGGAGAAAAAUCAUUACUGGUCUCAAUAUCCACUAGGCUCCACCCAGGUAAUUUUGCUAAUCCUCUUUGUUUCAUCAACUCCAUCACUUGAUUAGCCUGGCUCCAUCUUCCUUCUGAUGCAUACAAAUUUGACAUGAGAACAUAGUAACAAGCUUUAUCAGGGUGCAACUCUAGCAUCCUCCUAACUGCCACCUCUCCAAGAUCAAACCUCGAGUGGAGUCUGCAUCCAUGGAGAAAAGCUCCCAACAAACUAACAUCCGGUUGAAUUGGGAUUUUCUCAAUGAAAUCCAAGGCUUCUUCAAGCCUUCCUGCACGAGCCAAGAGAUCAACCAUACAUGCAUAAUGCUUCAUGGAAGGCACAAAGUUAUAGACCUGACACAUUGUAUUGAAAUACCUCCACCCUUCUCCAAGCAUCCCUGAAUGGCUACAAGCCGAUAAUAUAGUGGUGAAGAUUACUUCAUUGGGCUC
Molecule: messenger RNA, 3832 nt
Organism: Vitis riparia (riverbank grape)
Lineage: Eukaryota; Viridiplantae; Streptophyta; Magnoliopsida; Vitales; Vitaceae
Product: putative pentatricopeptide repeat-containing protein At1g69350, mitochondrial
Exons: 1
Coding region: 139-2766 (875 amino acids)
Biological process (GO): RNA modification
Molecular function (GO): RNA binding; protein binding; zinc ion binding
Source: RefSeq, a predicted model, not a curated record